Xenopus laevis (African clawed frog) is the source of this 918-nucleotide messenger RNA. It is a transcript of the gene t2r9.L, whose product is annotated as taste receptor type 2 member 41. The transcript has a single exon. Lineage: Eukaryota; Metazoa; Chordata; Amphibia; Anura; Pipidae. The record is from RefSeq and is a predicted model, not a curated record. Bases 1 to 906 code for a protein of 301 amino acids.
AUGGUUAAUAUUCUACCCAUUGCCAUAGAUGUCUGUCUUAUCGUGGUUACAGCUCCGUGGGAUUUGUUCAUUAUUUUUACAAUGAUAUCUGACAGAGUGAAAAACAAAAGGCUUGGUAUAUCUGAACAACUGAUCUGCGGCAUCAGUGUUUUAAACUGUUUUUUUUACUUUCUGAAAGUCAGCAGAUACGUCAAACUUUUGCUAAUCAUGCACAACAUCUUCAUUUUCAGCAGGAGAUAUAAAGUCUCAGAGCUCAUUUUUCAGCUUACUACAGUGUCCUGCAAACUCUGGGUUUCCACCUGGUUGUGCACAUACUUUUGUCUGAAAAUUGUUAAUGUCAACCACAAGCUCUACAUCUGCCUACAAAGACUUUUUCCCAAAUUAUGUCCGUGGGUACUUAUUAUAUUGAUAUUUUCAUCUUUCAUCCUAAGUCUUACUGCAGUGUGCCUGAAUGAUGAAAAACUUCUAGAUACUGGCUCCUAUCAAAAUGUAUCUUUCAAUACAGUGUUCCAAAGUGACAAUUUUACUAUGCAAUUAUAUAUCAUGUUCUGCUCAGCUGCUAUUCUGCUGUUCACUUGUUCGGCUUUGACAAUUAUUGGCUCUCUGUGCAGGCACAUGUAUCGAAUGAAGCACAACUUAAAUGGAACCAGAACAAGCAAUGUAGAGACUCAUGUUAGGGCAUCCAAGACACUUGUCAUCCUCCUGUUUACCAAUUUUAUCUGGUUUAGUGUUGCAUUUGUAGUAGCUUCAGUAAGAGAUAUCCAGACAAUUUGGCAAGGUGUACUUCCUUCUUUCUUCACACUAAGUACUCUCCUCAGCUCUCUAAACCUAAUAACAGGAAACAAUGCACUUAACAAAAAACUGUCUGCUAUUUUAAAAUGCUUACCUUGUUUUAGUCAAGCUUAGAAGAUGCCUUCC